This is a messenger RNA of Sorex araneus (European shrew), 3509 nucleotides long. RefSeq names its product autocrine motility factor receptor (gene AMFR). The transcript is spliced from 14 exons. The coding region runs from base 119 to 2035 and encodes 638 amino acids. NCBI's taxonomy places the organism in Eukaryota, Metazoa, Chordata, Mammalia, Eulipotyphla, Soricidae. Gene Ontology annotation, biological process: protein K48-linked ubiquitination; ubiquitin-dependent protein catabolic process; endoplasmic reticulum unfolded protein response. The record is from RefSeq and is a predicted model, not a curated record. Gene Ontology annotation, molecular function: ubiquitin protein ligase activity; ubiquitin binding. Gene Ontology annotation, cellular component: cytosol; endoplasmic reticulum; ubiquitin ligase complex.
CCGGCCCGGCGCGGCGGCGGCGGCGGCGUUAGCGGCGGCCACGCCAGAGCCCGGGGGCGCCGUGCGCGAGGCCGGCGCGGGGGCCCGGCCGGCGCGCGGGGACGCCGCCUCGGACGCCAUGCCGCUGCUCUUCCUCGAGCGCUUCCCCUGGCCCAGCCUGCGCACCUACACGAGCCUCAGCGGCCUGGCCCUCACGGGCACCGUCAUCAGCGCCUACCGCGCGCUCAACCGGCCCGACGCCGCCGACCCCGAGCCGCUGGCGCCGCCCGAGUCCCCGGAGCCGGCCGCCGGCGCGGGGAACCCGCGGCCCCGCGAUGUGGCCCACUACCUGCUGUCCGACAGCCUGUUCGUCUGGGUUCUAGUAAAUAGUGCUUGCUGUGUUCUGAUGUUGGUGGCUAAACUAAUCCAGUAUAUUGUGUUUGGCCCUCUUCGAGUGAGCGAGAGACAGCACCUCAAAGACAAAUUUUGGAAUUUUAUUUUCUACAAGUUCAUUUUCAUUUUUGGUGUGCUGAAUGUCCAGACAGUGGAAGAGGUGGUCAUGUGGUGCCUGUGGUUUGCUGGACUUGUAUUUCUACAUCUGAUGGUUCAGCUCUGCAAAGAUCGAUUUGAAUAUCUCUCCUUCUCUCCCACCACGCCGAUGAGCAGCCAUGGCCGGGUUCUGUCGCUCCUGGUCGCCAUGCUGCUCUCCUGCUGUGGGCUAGCAGCUGUGUGCUGUGUCACAGGCUACAACCAUGGAAUGCACACAUUGGCUUUCAUGGCCGCAGAGUCUCUUCUUGUGACAGUGAGGACUGCUCAUGUGAUUCUACGAUACGUAAUUCAUCUCUGGGACCUCAACCAUGAAGGAACCUGGGAAGGGAAGGGAACGUAUGUCUAUUACACAGAUUUUGUCAUGGAGCUCACACUCUUGUCCUUGGACCUCAUGCACCAUAUUCAUAUGUUGUUAUUUGGCAACAUCUGGUUGUCUAUGGCAAGCUUGGUCAUCUUCAUGCAGCUGCGUUACCUGUUCCAUGAGGUACAGCGCCGGAUCCGUCGGCACAAGAACUAUUUGCGUGUGGUUGGGAACAUGGAAGCCAGGUUUGCAGUUGCCACUCCAGAGGAGCUUGCGGUCAAUAACGACGACUGCGCCAUCUGCUGGGACUCGAUGCAGGCUGCCAGAAAGCUUCCCUGUGGACAUCUCUUCCACAACUCCUGUCUUCGCUCCUGGUUAGAACAAGACACCUCCUGCCCAACGUGCAGAAUGUCUCUUAACAUCGCUGACAAUAAUCGGGUCCGAGAAGACCACCAAGGAGAGAACCUGGAUGAGAAUUUGGUUCCUGUAGCAGCAGCUGAAGGCAGACCUCGCUUAAACCAACACAAUCACUUCUUCCACUUUGAUGGCUCCCGGAUUGCCAGUUGGCUGCCGAGUUUUUCAGUGGAAGUGAUGCACACCACCAACAUUCUGGGCAUAACACAGGCUAGCAACUCCCAGCUUAACGCCAUGGCUCAUCAGAUUCAAGAGAUGUUUCCCCAAGUUCCCUACCACCUCGUGCUGCAGGACCUACAACUGACACGCUCUGUGGAAAUAACGACAGACAAUAUUCUGGAGGGACGAAUCCAAGUCCCUUUCCCUACACAGAGGCCGGACAGCAUUAGGCCUGCGCUCAACAGUCCCAUGGAAAGGCCCAGUGGUGACCUGGAGGAGGGAGAAACAUCUGCUCAGAGUGAGCGUGUGCCACUGGAUCUCAGCCCUCGGCUCGAGGAGGCCUCGGACUUCAGUGAGAUAGAGGUGGAGCCCAGCGAGGGGGAAGACUUUGAGGCGCGAGGCGGCCGCUUCUCCAAGUCCGCCGAUGAGCGGCAGCGCAUGCUAGUCCAGCGGAAGGAUGACCUGCUGCAGCAAGCUCGGAAGCGCUUCUUGAAUAAAAGUUCUGAAGAUGAUUCAGCAUCCGAGAGUCUGCGGCGCCCUGCAGAAGGCACGACCUCCGACCCCGUGACCCUGCGACGCCGGAUGCUGGCCGCUGCGGCUGAACGGAGACUUCAGAAGCAGCAGGCCUCCUAGCGCUGCCUGGCCUUCCCGGAGGCCUGUGUGCCCCUGCCUGCGGUGGGAAGAGCGGGCUGGACUGCAGACGCUGUAUAAAGCAUGUGGUCUCACUCGCGCUGGGACAGCUGACAAAUUCAAUCCUUUUGUAAUACUUUGUAUGUGACAUUUCUCUUCCCUUAGAAACACUGCACACCUAACUCUAGGCAUGAUCUCUUCUGGCAUUGACCGGACUUCUUAGGGGUGGGGAAAAUCAAGAGGAAGUGGGUCACCACAGACCCCGAAUGACUGUGUGCAAAAGUCACAGCAAAUACUGGGCUCUUGGGGCUGGAGCGAUAGCACAGCGGGUAGGGCAUUUGCCUUGCACGUGGCCGGCCCAGGUUCGAAUCCCAGCAUCCCAUAUGGUCCCCUGAGCAUCCCGAGGAGUAAUUCCUGAGUGAAGAGCCAGGAGUAAUCCCUGUGCAUCGCCGGGUGUGACCCAAAAAGCAAAAAAAAAAAAAAAAAAAAAUGCUGGGCUCUUGCCCUGAUCUGGUAGGAAGGAGGUGGGAGCUGGAUUCACAGAAAGCAGUGCAGAGCUUUACGGCAGGAGCCUGGCGCCCCACCACUGCACAGUUCUGCUCCAGCUGUUCUGCUCCGGAAUCCUUGAGAAUGUCCCGUUCACACUCUCAGGCUCCUGGACCCCUGAGCUGGCAGGGCAUCUCAGGAAAAGAGCACAUGGCUUGGACAUGUGGAGCAGAGGAGGGGAGAGUAGUGUGUGAGGAGGUGAACUAUUGUGCCCUAUCAUAUCAGGGACUCAUUUUCUGAGCCCCCCCCCCAAUCCAAAGCUGGCUUUAUUUCCGUUAACGCUGGUGCUUCUGCCUCUCACAAGUGUCCCCUGUGUGUCUGUCCUCUGUGCAUUUCAUUGCCUCCUCCACUCCUUUGGAUACAAGGAAAGUCAGUGCUUAAAGAGUCAAGCAGCAAGCUUUGGUUUAUGGUUUUAAUUCCUUGGUCAGAUAAAUUAGGCAAUGCCAAAGGCUGUAGGUUUAGUUCUUAGAGAAAAUGUGGGCCUUCCAAGAUGGGAGAGUACCUUUUUGGAGGACAUAAUUGAUGAAAUAAAAGAUACCUUUUGUAUCUUUCUUCCCUGGAGCCCAUCAUUUUCAUGACUUUAUUCCUAUUGGUUUAAUUAAACAUAGAAAGGUAAGCUGUGUACCUGCCUUGGAGCAGAACCAAGUCCCAAACCUUUUCAAAUUCUUCACACAUUUAAGGAUUUGAAACAUGCAAAUCAUAGGCUACAUGGUUUUAAUGUCCUAUUGAAUUUUUUUUUAAAGUUUGAAAGCAUAGUUUGAUGAUAGUCCUUUUGGGAAGAACCAGUAUUAUCUAAAAUUAUUGGCAAAGUUAAAUGUAUUUUGCAUAACACAAGUUUUUAGAUUGUUGAAAUUAAUUGAAAAAAAAAGUGGAGUAAAUAUUUAGGAUGAGGUAAUUUAUUUCAAUAAAUCUUUCAAAAGCCUUACCUAGA